AACAGUUCUCCUCCCUGUCAGCUUGGGCACACUGCUUUUGAUAGCUGUGCACAGCACAGCCAUCCAAAGCAGUGUGCUUACAGUGAAGCACACAGACACUGACCCAUAUAAAACAGUCCCAGCACACAGUUAACCCUUUGAUCGCCCCUCAUGUUAACCCCUUCCUGCCCAGUGUCAUUAGUACAGUAUCAGUGGGUUUUUUUUAGCACUGAUCACUGUAUUGGUGUCACUGGGGAUGUCAGUGACAACAAGUCAGUUCCCCCCAGUGUCAGAAUGUCCGCCGCAGUCCUGCUAUAA
Messenger RNA from Staurois parvus, 297 nucleotides. The record is from the annotation of a GenBank genome assembly. NCBI's taxonomy places the organism in Eukaryota, Metazoa, Chordata, Amphibia, Anura, Ranidae.